AGCUUUGGAUAAAAGCAUGUAAAUAUUUGGCUGAAAUUGUGACCAAACCAAAACUUUAUACGUUUCGAGGCAUUUAACAACAUUUUAAAGCAUUUAGAAAUACGAACUUUAGUGCACGUUUAUAUGCUUAUGAAUGAGAGAAAAGUAAAGUGUGCACGCAUAAAUUAUAAAACGGAUUUAGCACAAUUUUAUUAAUUAAACUUUGGUGUCUGCAAUUGCUCGGGUUGCUGUGUUGUGUUAAAAAACGUCAACGUGCUCUGCUCGACGUGUAGUUCCUCUGCCGCUUCUAGUUUUCGACGCGUUGCUCUUCUUAUCAACAGUAGUAUUUAGCAGAAUUUUACAACGGCGUUGAUGUUGUUUAAUUUCGUUUAGAUUUUUUUGUUCCAGCAGAAAAAGCAACCAAAACAUCCUAGAGGAUUUGAUGAACGAGAUUUUCAUAAUUAAAAUUGAGAAAAUUAAAUUUUUAAUAGGUGUGUGUUUGUUGGCGAAGAGACUCACUCCGGGAAAAAAAGGCGUACUUGCAUCCUAAACAUGGGAUUUGUGCGCGACUAAACCACGGUUCUGACGCUAACACGUAACAAAUGAUCAACAAUAGCACGCACCAAGCAUUCAUCCGUAUAUGCAAAUAAUAGAAUACAAAUAAAAGCUUAAUCAACAACUUCCUCUGCUGCAGAGCUAUUUGAAGACGCGCAGCGACUGCGACCAGGGCAAGCCAAUAACAAAAUACAAAGAAAAGAGUACUAAACGAGCGUACGCACAGAAAGCAACACUGGCAAUCAUACGAAAUUGCCCUACCUACAGCAAAAGCAACAAGAUAGCACAAAGCGAAUAGCUUGUAGAUUUAAUAUUGACCAUGCUUUUUUUCUCAUAAAGGCAUUAUCAUUUUUCAUAGUCAAUGAGAAGUUAACUCUGUAAAUUUAAGAACCAGCGGCAAAUUAUUAAUAUAAUAAUUUUGUACAUUUAUCUCAAAUAAGCAAUAUACCAGGGCGCGAAUUUGGCAUCCCCGCAGGCCGGUAAGAUUUUUAAAAAUUGCAACGCAGCACUGCAACCCGAUCUUCGCGUCGCAGUCAACGUCGCAGCAGCGUUGCCAUUGCUGCUGCCAUAAUUUUUUGUUCGUUUUAAUCCGUCCGCGGUUCAGAGGAGUGGAGCGAGACAUUUUCAAAAGCAUCCAGAAUACUUCCGGAUAUAAAACGCAAAAUCUUCCAAAACUGAGUGAUUAAAAAUUCAUUUAUUCAAUACAUAUUAGUGAAACUCUCACGCGAAAAGAAUAUUAACAAUUACGUCAACGUGUGGCAAUAGACUAUUCUCCAACCGUCUGAAGAAAAAUACUUGGUGGAUGUGUUAAAGAAUACAUUUAUAAAAAAAAAAAACUUAAAUUUUGAUUAACCUGGAUCAGACUUGGUGCAGUCAUUACCUAGUUUACAAGUUCACAGCGGAGUCGUCAACUUGUUCAACUGCCGGAUUAGAUAUUGUUGGUGCAGUUACUGCGCCAGCAAAUAUCUCGGGGCUAUCUGAAAAGAAAAUUACAUUUUAUUCCUUUUAUUAUGAAUAAUAACAUUACAUCAACACCACCAAGUGGUUCGGCUGUUUUACCAGUUCAGCAUCAGAAUCUGCAUCAGACGCAACAAGCGUAUGCUUCGCAUUUUAGUGGGAACUCGGUGCUUCAGUUAUUACCAUUGCAAAUAAAUGGAUCUGGAAUAGCUGGCAGUGUGAAUGUAGCCGGUGCAAAUAAUAGCGGUACAAGGAUUACAAACCCCACCACCUGCAAUGUUGUAACAACUAAUGCAAACAAUAGCAGCACUUUAACUCUUAUACCACAGCUUUCAUUUAUUUCAUCAGGUGUUGCUCCUGCACCACUUUCUGCCAAUGUUGGCGAUUUAAGUACAAUGCAACAGUCGACAACAUCUGUUUCGCCUAUGAUCAGCGUAAUUUCCAGUUCCCAUAAUAGCCAACCUAAUACAACCAGCUUCCUAAUACCAACUGGUAUUCAAAAUAACUCUAUCUCAUCGGGAUCUGGAACUGCUGUGCCAAUUAAUGUCAUUCUAACUGGAACAAGUGGUAAUGUAAUCUCAGCCGGCAACAAUAAUACAGUCUUUACUACGGGAGUAGCCGGAGGCCCACAAGUGGAUAUACAACCUAAUUCGGUGAUUCCUGCUUCCAUACUUAUACGCAACCGCCAACAAUAUCAAUCUCAAGGAAAUACCAAAACAACGGCAUGUGCUGCAGUGCGCAGUAAUGUUGACCAUCAAGCCGGAGCACUUACCAUUUUAGAUCAAGAAAUUGUUAAACAAAUCGUUGUUGGUAGUACAUCGAAAAAUAGUGUAAUAACUCAGGCAUCCUCGUCAAAUGCAAAUAUUGCAAGUAAUUCUUCCCAAACUUUAUUAAAAUCGCCAUCAAUCACAGGCAACGUUGCGCCAGUAAAGCACCAGGAUGCCUCCAACAAGACCACAACACUACUUACUCAAGCACCGGUAAUACCAACAACAGCAGCUACUAGCACAACACAAACUUUGAAAAAACAAUACCAACAGUUGAAGGCAUUGCAUUCUACUUCUAAAGGAACAAGUAUUUUACAAAGUUCGACUACCAAUAAACUCCCUUUAUCCGAGACUGUUCAAGCCGCAGCUGGUGCUUCAAGUGGAUCAAGCCUUAGGAGUAUACGUCGUGAAUCCGGUGUGUUUAACGUGGAUUUGUCAAAAGACGCACGUGAAAGUAUACCUCCACCAGUAUCUACCUCAGCUACCUCAGUAAUGGAAACGUCGAACCAAACGAAUGUAUCGGUUAUUAAAACCCACUCGGCUAUUAACCCAAAUGCUAGCGGCUCAAAAGCAAUGGUAGAUGGUGCGAAUUUCAAACAAAGCAAUACUACAGGCCCCUUUGCUUCUCCAUCGGGUAGCAGCAGUUCUUUUAAGGUAGAAAUCGAUUUAACUAAACCUGUUCUGGUACAGGCAAAGCUUGUUGAAAAGCAAGAGUCACUCCUUAAAUCACGCCCUACGCAACAAAUCAUUGAGUGUAGCACAAGUCCACGUUCAAAACGCUCUAAAUCGCUUAGUUGCGCGUUUAAAGAAGUCAUAAAUCCAGCUGGCGCGACUUUGAUCAAGCCUAAACAAGCUGCUCUGAUGUCAAAAUAUAUAUUGUCAGAGCGUCGGCACUCUACUGCAUCAGAAGGUAAAAUGCUCAAACAAAAAAGCAGCCCCCCUCGUCGUAAGCAAACAUUGGCGUCGAUGGAUGAUAUUAACGGAAAAGAAUACACUAUAAUCGAUUUAAUCGACUAUACUGAUGAGGAGCACGGGUUGAUGGAUGGGGCGCAACAAAAACUAGAUUCAGAUGAAGAAAGCAAAAAUAUAGAACCUAAUAAAGACGAAAAGAAUAUGGAGGAACAAAAUGAGUGUGAAAAUGAGUUAAAGACACCCUCAACACAAGCGGGGAAGGAAGGGAAACCAACUGAAGAUAACAAUGAAGAAAAUAUCCUCAAAGAUGAUACUAGUGUAGAAACAUUAAAUACUCACACAGCCACUGCAAUAACUACAUCAGACGAAAAUGCAUCCGAAAUACCUAUCAACACUGGUUACGAAAAUGAACAUAUCGAAGAAGCAUCACUAAAAAUUGAAAUCAUUAUGGAUGAAGAUGAUAAUUCAACAGAACCGCAACCGGCCGUGACCACUGAGACCGAAGAUAUACUGUCCAAGGAUGCUAAAGGAGAUGAUACACAAACUUCUGUCGAACACACUCAAGAUUCAUUAGAAAAGUCGCUUUAUUGUGAUGAGAAAAUCUCCCUCAGCUCGACAUCCUCCGCAUCCACUUCUUCCAGUCGGCAAAGCUUACAUGAUGAUAUACCAACUUCGUCAAAUGCAAUAACCUCUAAGAGUACUGCGCUUAGAUCAAAUCAACCGAGCACAUCAGCGGCUGCCGGCAUUGCUUCCACUGCAAUGGUCCCUACAACUUCUUCGGAAGACUCCUUAUCGUCUGCAUUAAAGAUGUUGGCCAGCUUCAAUAUGCUGACAUGGAAUCAGCGUAUCGGUGGUGCACAUGGUACUAAUAUGCGCUUCCAGUUAAAUGAAUUUAAUCUUAUCGAGAUCAAUGAACGCUGCUCACCGCGCACACGCAUUCACGCUGCUUACGAGAAGCCCAUUUAUGAGCGGGAGUCGGCACCGUAUUUGAGUGAAAAAAACGAUGGACUAUUGUACUUGUGUAGACGUUGUAAUUGUCAUGGGCCUGCACUAGACUUUUUAGCACCGGAAUUUUGUUCAUUGGAUUGUUUAAAACGAGAAUCACGUAAACGUCGGCAUGAAGAAUUUUCAACCAUUACGCGCAAGCGCAAAAACCGAGAAAUAUCUGCUCAACCUAUAAGCACAAAAUCCUUCCGUUGGUCGACAUAUUUGCCAGAAAAAUUUAAUGCUAUUGCCGCACCUGUAAAUCUCUUUAUCAAUCCAUUUCCAACUGGCCCGAACCGCUUUCAGAUUGGCAUGAAGCUAGAAGCUAUUGACCCCGAGAACUGUUCACUCUUUUGUGUUUGCACAAUUGUGGACAUACAGGGCUAUCGUUUGAAGCUAACAUUUGACGGAUGUGAGUAUAUGUACGACUUUUGGGUAAAUGCUGAUUCGAUGGACAUUUUUCCACCUGGUUGGUGCACAAAAACCAAACGUGUGCUGCAACCACCAAAGGGAAAGACGAUAGAAGAAUUCUUCUGGCCAGCAUAUUUACAAGAAUGUAAAGCUAUCGCAGCGCAGCGUAUUCUAUUUACACAUUUAAAUGCUUCAUUCGGCACACAUAAUCCUUUCAAGAUUGGCAUGCACUUGGAGGCUGAAGAUCUUAACGACACGGGCAAGCUUUGCGUUGCCUCGGUCUCGGACGUAUUAGACAAUCGCAUACGUGUACAUUUCGAUGGUUGGGAUGACUGUUAUGAUUACUGGGUAGAUAUCAGCUCACCCUAUAUCCAUCCUUGUGGUUGGCAUGUGGGUCGGCAGCAACUAAUUGUUCCACCUGAAUUCGAAAACACCACCUUCACAUGGACUGAUUACAUAAAAAACCAUGGCAGUGGCAUGGCCGCAACAGAAGAGAUGUUUUCUACUCGCGAUCCAAUCGAUUUCAAGCCAAAUAUGAAGUUGGAGGUGGUCGAUCCACGAAACCCUUCACUAAUACGUCCCGCUACAGUUGUUGGUCGCAAAGGUCAUCGUGUUAAGUUACACCUCGAUUGCUGGGCUAGUAAUUACUGCUUCUGGUUGGAAGAUGAUAGCGCCGACUUGCAUCCGAUCGGUUGGUGUGAAGCUACUGGCCAUGAAUUAGAACCACCACCGGGCUACAAAAUGCGCUCAAGCAAGAUUGUAUGCUCAACUUUCGGUUGCCGCGGCAUCGGCAACGCUAAACGUCUUUACCUAAAUACCCAUACAACGCAAGAUUGUUGUCCAUAUGCCCCCGAAAAUUGGCGUCAGAAAGUUGAAAAACCACCGCGCUUGGAGCAUGAGGAGAUUAUACGUCCACUAUCUCGCGCUAAACGUGAAAUGCAAGAGCAACAACUACCACCUCAACUGAAAUGGAAGAAACCACAAACACCAAAACAACAACAACCAAAACAACAGCUGAGCGAAACGCAUAUUUUGCAGCGCAUACAGUUGUUGGACAAUAUAAAGACACGGCACGUCAAUUUACAGGAAAAACAGCAGCAGAAACAAACGGUCGAACUACGCGCCCACAGGAUUAGCACUGCGACAGCGACAACACAGCAGCAAUCAUUGAUUAAAACAGAACACACUGAUAAGCCUAGUGCUUCUGCACUAAGAGCCCACCAUCCGGUCGACACUACAAGUGCUGCUGAAGAGUCUACGUCGUUGUUGCUACCGCAAAUAAAAAUUGCAAAAGAAUUUCUUUGCGAUUAUGGCCCACGCCUGCAGCAAAACUAUAAUAUUUGGCAACGUAAUGUCGCCUUCGACAUGCAACGCAUCAAGCGAAAUCCUCUACUCUGGACCACAAAAGACUCGUGUGCAUUUGUGCAAUGUGUUUUGAGAAACUCUGAGGCAACAGAGUCAUUUUUAUGUGAAGAUAUCGAUGGCAGCGCUCUGCUUUCGCUACAGCAAUCAGACCUUACCGAAAUUCUUCGACUUAAGUUAGGUCCUGCGGUCAAGUUGUAUUCCUGCAUUCUUCAACUGCGAACACUGGCCGUUCUUAAGUUCGAUGUAAAGAUGGGCAAUGCCCCAAGCCGUAAAUAAACACAAAGGAACUCAAUUUAUAAACAUAUAUUGAAAUGCCAAUUUCGCAAAUAUCGAAGAAAAAUACAUAACAUGUAUGUAUGUAUCUAGAUCUUAUUGCAUUAAACAUAGUACAGUAAGAAAAUUACUCAAUAAUUCUACUUUACACAUUUGUGGCACUUGCAAAGCAAAAACUGCUAAAAAAAUCAGAAUACGCUUUUGCGUAUGUAUGUGUAUGUAUUUUAAGAGUUGCAAAACUUGUCUUUAUUAGUUAAAGUAAGUUACUUUUUAAUAAUUUUGCCAUAUUAAUGAACUAGUGCGAAUGAUUGCACAUGUAAUGGAAAACGCAUUUUUUCUCGCGCGCACUUCAAGAUGUUGCCUAUUCAUAAAAAUAUUCUACGUAAUGAUUUCUUAAUGUUAAGAUUACGUUCGCAUCAUUGCAAUCAAUGUAAAAUUGAUCUGUAACUGUAUCGGCAUGCUACUUGAGCUGGAUUUGCGUUUACAAGAUGCGCACCACUCAUCUGUACAUUAAAAUUUACCUUGUGUAGAUUUUCUAUUGUAAAACAAAUGAAAUAUCAUGAGAAUAAAUAAAAGAUAAAUAUUACUUUAUAGUUGUGAAAAUGUUUUUACUGUUAUCUGUGCACUAGGCAGUUACUUCCUUUUUUAACUCGUACAAGAAAAGCAAUACAAAUUUGUGGUGUGUGUGUAUAGGAAUUAUAUUUAAAACAUCACUGUUGC
Messenger RNA from Rhagoletis zephyria (snowberry fruit fly), 6923 nucleotides. Its product is annotated as lethal(3)malignant brain tumor-like protein 3. Gene Ontology annotation, molecular function: chromatin binding; zinc ion binding; histone binding. Lineage: Eukaryota; Metazoa; Arthropoda; Insecta; Diptera; Tephritidae. The record is from RefSeq and is a predicted model, not a curated record. Gene Ontology annotation, biological process: negative regulation of DNA-templated transcription. Gene Ontology annotation, cellular component: nucleus.